ACAACUGAAACCAUUUGACCUCCGGUAACUGUAGUCAAUCUUUGUAGUCGGUUAGUUUACGGACAGGUAACUAUAUGUCGUCGAUUUCCGCGGUAGGAGAUUCCGAUGAGCGAACACCGCUUAUCCUGAGUUCAUCGGAAGAACAGGCAGUAGGUUCGCUCAAAAACGGGCCAGAAAUCGUCGUUUUAACUACUGAAGCGAUACCUCUGCCUUCAAGUGAUUCAAAGGAACGUCUAGUAUCCAUCGAUGUCUUUAGAGGUCUCACCGUGGCCCUGAUGGUUUUGGUUGAUGACGCCGGAAAAGCAUUUCCGACUAUAAAUCACUCUCCUUGGGUUGGGGUAACACUCGCGGACUUUGUGAUGCCAUUUUUCCUCUUUGUUGUGGGCCUUUCAGUGAGUCUCGUUUUUAAGAAAGUUUCUAGCAAAUCAGCCGCAACAAAGAAAGUUUUGUGGAGGUCGGUUAAGCUUUUUCUUUUUGGUGUCAUUCUUCAAGGUGGGUACUUUCAUGGGCGAGGCGAUCUAAGUUAUGGAGUUGACAUAGAGAGGAUUAGGUUGAUGGGCGUGUUACAGAGGAUUUCAAUUGGAUAUCUCCUCUCAUCAUUACUGGAGAUUUGGCUUGUUAGCAACAUUCCUGCUGAGUCACCAAUGAAAUUUGUGAGGAGAUACUGGUGGCAGGGUCUGGUUGCAUUUGUACUUGGUAUAUUGUACAUGGGCUUACUAUAUGGCCUCUACGUUCCAGACUGGGAAUUUGGAGUAGAUAGACUCAGCAGCAGCUCAGUGGUACCACAGUAUACAUCAUGUGCAGAAACUGUUCAUUGUAGUGUUCGAGGAAGUCUGAAACCUCCAUGCAAUGCGGUUGGCUUCAUUGAUAGACUUAUCCUUGGUGAAAAUCAUCUCUAUCAACGCCCUGUCUAUAGAAGAACCAAGGAAUGCAGUAUCAAUUCUCCUGAUUAUGGACCGUUGCCUCAAAAUGCGCCUGAAUGGUGUCUUGCUCCAUUUGAUCCUGAGGGUAUUUUGAGUUCUUUGAUGGCGGCCAUAACAUGUCUUGUUGGAUUGCAUUAUGGACACGUUCUUGUUAAAGUGAAGGGUCACAUGCAAAGGCUGAUACUUUGGUCCAUAUUCUCCUUCCCUCUACUGAUUAUUGGGUUUUUGUUGGUAGUAAUAGGGGUUCCUCUUUCUAAACCACUCUACACAUUGAGCUAUAUGUUCAUCACAGCAGGAGCUUCAGGCAUUGCUUUCACCAUCAUAUAUUAUGUUGUGGAUGUCAUUUGUUUGAGGAAGCCUGUGGUUAUAUUUCAGUGGAUGGGAAUGAAUGCUCUUAUCAUCUAUGCAUUAGCUGCUUGCGAUCUCUUUCCUGCAGCACUCCAAGGUCUCUAUUGGCGUUCGCCUGAAUACAAUCUGGUUGACAGCUCAGAGAGAUUACUGCAAGGACUGUUUCCUUCAGAGAAGUGGGGUACCCUGGCUUUUGUGAUGGUGGAGAUUCUGUUUUGGGGCAUCGUAGCUGGAUUUUUGCACCUGAAAAGGCUGUAUAUUAAACUGUAAUAAUGGGACUUCUAAUUCUCCUUAUUGAGGAAUAGCCAUUAACAAUUACGUGCAGCUAGUGAAACAAGCAGAAGAUUCAGAAGGUGCUUAAUUAAAUAUUCUGUCUGGAUGCAAUGAUUAGAUGCACAUCUCGCCUUUUCGAAGCGCAUAUAGUAUCCUCUUGCGGUUCUCGUGGUUAUUUACUAUCAUGUGAGUGUAUUUGCAGAUGAACAAAAUGUAUGUAUCACACUAGUUUUUCAGAAAAAUUGUUGUAAAUUGUACUGAAAACACCAACGACAGGAUUUGUUCU
Molecule: messenger RNA, 1830 nt
Organism: Cuscuta europaea
Lineage: Eukaryota; Viridiplantae; Streptophyta; Magnoliopsida; Solanales; Convolvulaceae
Source: the annotation of a GenBank genome assembly